AUGAUGUUACUCAAAUUUCGCCUUGCCCUUGUGCUCUGUAGUACCCUCGUUCGCGGCCUUCUUGAGACAUCAGGCCGCUCACUUGACAUAAACGGACAUGGCACCAAUGACAGCAAUGUGCCUUUUCUUCAACCUAUACAGUACACGAACACAGCAAGUCUCCUACGCAUUGCAUACUACGAUGAAGGACCACGAGACGGUCGGACUGUGAUCCUUAUGCACGGAUUCCCGUACGACAUCAACAGCUUCGCGGAGGUUGCACCGAGGCUAGUAGAACAGGGUUAUCGAGUUGUCGUGCCCUACUUGCGUGGCUAUGGAGAUACCCGAUUUCUUAACCAAUCUACACCGCGCAGCGCCGAACAGGCGGCGCUCGGAUACGACUUGUUAACCUUGAUGGAUGCGUUGGGAAUUGCACAUGCAAUUCUCGCUGGAUUUGACUGGGGGGCCAUUCCGGUCAACGUGGUUGCUGCACUCUGGCCUGAGCGAUGUGAUGGCAUGGUCGCAGUAGGCUGCUACCUGAUCCAAGACCGCAACACGGCAUGGGUGCCCUUAGACCCCGAUUCCGAAGCAGCGCGGUGGUAUUUUUACCUGUUCCUCACGCCACGCGGAAACGCUGCCUUGGAGCAGCAAUUAGUGGCAUAUAUCCGGGCCAUCUGGGCCAAGAACUCGCCGCAAUGGAAGUUCAGCGAGGCAGAACUCAACCGUACCUUACCUGCGCUGCACAACCCCGACUUCAUCAACAUCACUGUUGACUUCUACAGGAACAGACUUUUGUUCGCGCCAGGUGAUCCUGCAUAUUCUCAGCUUGCAGACGCACUCGACAAGCAGCCAUCUAUCUCUGUGCCGUCAGUGACGCUUGACCCCGAAUUCAGCACGACGUUCCCGGCAACGAACGGCUCAACAACGGCGAAGUACUUCACGGGCACGAGAGUGCAUCGCAUCGUAUCGGGCGUAGGGGAGAACAUCCCUCAGCAAAGCCCUAGUGCGUUUGUGGAUGCAAUCCUGGAAGUCGACAAUUUAUCUAGGGCCCGAAAAAGACUAGGCGUUUGA
This is a messenger RNA of Diaporthe amygdali, 1050 nucleotides long. RefSeq lists its product as uncharacterized. The record is from RefSeq and is a predicted model, not a curated record. Gene Ontology annotation, molecular function: hydrolase activity. The transcript has a single exon. The coding region runs from base 1 to 1050 and encodes 349 amino acids. NCBI's taxonomy places the organism in Eukaryota, Fungi, Ascomycota, Sordariomycetes, Diaporthales, Diaporthaceae.